This is a messenger RNA of Solanum tuberosum (potato), 2485 nucleotides long. Its product is annotated as GDSL esterase/lipase 1-like. The record is from RefSeq and is a predicted model, not a curated record. Gene Ontology annotation, molecular function: lipase activity. Lineage: Eukaryota; Viridiplantae; Streptophyta; Magnoliopsida; Solanales; Solanaceae. The coding region runs from base 1016 to 2131 and encodes 371 amino acids. The transcript is spliced from 5 exons.
UAAAUAGGGACACAUGACACAAUCCUACGGAAGGAACUGAUUUAACCAAUUAAUUAAACCCAAAAUUUUAAAAACCACCCAUAUCCGUCCAUCUAUCCACUUAACCCACCCGUAUAACCCAUUACUCACCAUCUUAUCUCCUCCUCCAAUUGUUCAACCCAACUGUAUAGAAAUUGAUGUGUUACCCUGUAGUUCCCCUAAAAAAAUUUCUUCAAAUAUCAGAAAAUAUAACCUAUAUGAGGAUCUCCUUGCUUUUCACACCAGUGAGCUUCUUCAUCCGGCGAUUCUCCACGAACGCCGUCACCUUAGUGUCGUAUCAGACGAGCAUUGAAAAAUUAUGAAUCUUUGUAGGAUUAAUUAGGAAAUUUCAACUCAAAAUUCAUAUGGAUGUCAUGGAAAGAAGUGAAGAUUCAUUGCAAGCGAAAGCAACAACAAUGUCGAAAGAAGCAUCAAAUGAGAUGAACCAACCAAACAAGAAAGCAUAUGAAUGCAAAUUACUCAAUUGAUUUAAACAAGAAAGAUGGGUUGGCCACCAAAGCCUGCACUUUCUAUUGGUUCUUCUCAUUUUUCACCCAAUUUGUCUAUUCAUUUCUACUUUUGAUUCAAAAUUUUGACCAUUUGGGUGUCUAAAUCUUCCAUUUUUGUGGCUUUUUGGUGGAUUUUUUGCGGGUUAAUUACAAAUCUCUCGGGUAUUUUGGAAUUCUGAAAAGAGAAGAAUUACACGCGGAUAUGGGUGGUUUUUAAAAUUUCAGGUUUAAUUAAUUAGUCAAAUCGGGUCCUUUCGUAGAAUUGCGUCACAUGUCUCUAUUUGGUCUUCCAUCAGAGUGAAGUACAUAUAUGUUAUGGUUUUUGAACGGUAGGAGGCUAGGAGCACCAAUAUUCCAAAAGUAUAACAGAGAAUAUUUGCAUAUCAUUUACCAAGUAUAUUUGUCAUUUUUCCCAUUAUAAAAUCUCAUUCAAAGUAUAUUAAGCACAAUUGAGUAAGUUUCAAAUUUUAAUCUUGCCCUGUCCUCCCAUGGGAAAUCUAGGCUUUCAUCUCUGCAUUUUAAUAUCCCUAGCUUGUUUUAAUUUCCCAAUUAAUUGUUUUGAUAUACAAAACAAAGUGAAAACAACUCUUUUUGUGUUUGGAGACUCCAUGUUUGAUCCUGGAAACAAUAAUUACAUAAUCAAUCCUUCAGCUUAUAAAGCAAAUUUUGAGCCAUAUGGAAAAUCAUAUUUUAAGCAUCCUACUGGCAGAUUUUCUGAUGGCCGCCUCGUCCCUGAUUUUAUUGCGGAAUUUGCAAAUUUACCAAUGAUUCCAUCAUUUUACCAAGCUCUUCACAAUCAUUCAAUUAAUCAUGGAGUGAACUUUGCAUCUGCUGGUGCUGGUUGUCUAGAUGAAACCUACAGUGAAAAGGUGAUCUCCCUAAAUACUCAAUUAGGCAAUUUUAAGAUUAUAAGAAAAAAGUUGAAGGCACAACUAGGGAAAAAAGGUUCAAAGGCAUUGUUAUCCAAUGCAGUCUACUUGUUCAGCAUAGGCAACAACGAUUAUCUACGUCUUUAUGACAUUCCAGAUAUACCUUCAGACAUGUCUUGUUUAGCUUAUGCAACAGAGCACGAAUACAUGAAUAUGGUGAUGGAUAGCUUCGUUACGGUCAUGAUGGAAAUAUACAAGUUAGGUGGGAGAAAAUUUGGGAUCCAGGGUUUGCUGCCUUUGGGUUGUUUACCAAGAUUUAGGGGUCUUGCUUUUCUUAAGGAAGGUCCUCAUAGUGAUUGCUUGGAUGAACUCAACUCUAUAGUAAAGAAGCACAAUUUAGCUCUUUCGCGAAAAUUUAAACAAUUGAAGAAGAAAUUAAGAGGUUUCGAGUACUCAUUCUUCAGUAUCUUUGAUGCGCUUAAUGAACUCUUUGAAGAUCCUUCAACAUAUGGUUUCAAAGAAGCAAAGGCGGCAUGCUGUGGGUUUGGUCCAUAUAGAGGAUUUGGUAGUUGUGGAAUGGCAGAGGCUUAUGAGUUGUGCAAAAAUGUGAAGGAGCAUGUAAUAUUUGACUCUUAUCAUCCCACUGAAAAGGCUUUCCAUCACUUUGCGCGAGUAUGGUGGCAGGGAAAUUCAAAUGUGGUUGAGUCUCAAAGUUUGAAAUCCCUCUUGGCCUAGCUAUAGUCACUGGUUCGUUACGUUCUUUGUCUUCUUUAGUGGCCAAGUUAAAGUGUUCGUUGUUUGUGUACCAUUUCAUUUUUUUCAAGGUUGAGCUUUUUCAAUUUAAGCUAAUGCUAUGUUUUUCUGCGUCAUAAAAAAUGUUGAUCAUCCAAUUGUAAGUCACUUUAUCUUUUCUUUUUUAAACUUUUUCUUAUUAUAUUGGGGAUCAUGAAGAAGACAGAAAAAGAUGGAAAAUUGAAUUCAUACCAACUAUAAUGUGAGAGACAUUGAACUGUACAUGUAGAACGUAAGCUUUAGUGUUAUGUAUUUUGGUCGAUUGGCUAAAACCCCUAUAAAUUAAAGUUUUUAGUA